Molecule: messenger RNA, 9161 nt
Organism: Pantherophis guttatus
Lineage: Eukaryota; Metazoa; Chordata; Lepidosauria; Squamata; Colubridae
Gene: BDP1
Product: BDP1 general transcription factor IIIB subunit
Biological process (GO): RNA polymerase III preinitiation complex assembly
Cellular component (GO): transcription factor TFIIIB complex
Molecular function (GO): TFIIIC-class transcription factor complex binding
Source: RefSeq, a predicted model, not a curated record
GCUGAUUCAAGUCCUCUCCCAGAAAGGAAGGGCGGGGAGCUGGACGGAGCCGGGCCGAUGACAUGAGGCGGCCUCGCCGGCGACGCUGGACUUUAGCCGGUGCCGGACCUUCCGCCUCGCGACAUCAUGUUCCGACGCGCCAGGUUUAGCGUGAAGCCCAAUGUCCGGCCCAAUGCUGCAGGGAGAGGCGGGAAUAGUGGAGGCAGCAGCACCAGUUCAGUUGUCCCGGCGGUUGUCAACGCCGCCUCCGCCGCCACCACCACAGAUGCCGACGGUCAACAUGACUCGGCGCCGACCACCUGGUCUUCUACGGCCGAGGACACUUCGAUGCCCCAUCCCGGUGACGCUGCCGCCUCUGGAGAUCUUCACCCGAGCGGGGACAGUAGUAACAACAGUAGCAGAAAUGAAAAGACUAGUGAUAAAAGUGGAGAUGGAGACUGCAGGAAAAAUGCCGAAGGAUUUCCACAGAGAAGAAAACGGAUAUCCACUAUGCCUAAUCUUAUAAAACCAAAAAUUGUACCUCCACCUCCUCCCACUGUUGAUUCGUCAUCAAAAUGCUCUCAAAAACAAGGAUCUCACUCUCCUGCUUUUAGUAACUCUCUGUUUCAAAAAGAAACAUCUUUACCUGAAAAGAUUGAUGUGGAAAAUUCUCCCAAGUCUUCCAUAUUGCCUGAAAAGAAAACUUCUGCUCCUCAAGUGCCACAGUUCUCUCCAUUUAAAAAAUCUGCUAGUAAAGAACCCAGCCUGUGUAUGCCAGCUCAAAGAAGUGAUGAAGCCCUUCCGAAGAACAUAAGCUCGCCCCUCAAAGAAAGACCCACCCAGGAAACAUUGAUGGAAGAGGAAACAACGCAGACAAAAUCUGCUUCAACAGAUAAGAAAAAGAUUUGUUCAGAUCGUGUGAAAAUUAUCAAAACUCAGAAGCUAAGGAAGAUGCUGAAAGAAGAAUUGAAUAAAGAGAAAAAACAACGGAAAUUUAAAUAUCCUAUAAUCGAAAAAAAUAUGCCGGAAGAUCGCUCCAAAAUGACUAUGAGAGAUUUUAUUUAUUAUUUGCCUGAAAAUAAUCCUAUGAAGUCGUCAUUCAUUGAAGAGAAGAAAACAGAAAAGACUUCUACAAUGACCCAAGCAAAAGAGCCUGAAGAAAGAAUAGUUGCUGAUCAUGAAGAUGAAAAUGAAGACGAUGAUGAUGAAGAACAGGGAGGAGGAGGAGGAGGAGGGGAAGAUGAUGGCUCUCUUUUAGUCCCUCGAGUGAAAGUUGCAGAAGAUGGCUCAAUUAUUCUGGAUGAAGAAAGUUUAACUGUAGAGGUUUUAAGGACAAAAGGACAGUGUGUAGUGGAAGAAAAUGAUCCCAUCUUUGAGCGUGGUUCCACAACAACAUAUUCAAGCUUCAGGAAAAGCUAUUAUACUAGACCAUGGUCAGAAAAAGAAACAGACAUGUUUUUCUUAGCCAUAAGUAUGGUAGGAACUGACUUUUCGAUGAUUAGUCAGCUUUUUCCUCACAGAGCAAGAACAGAAAUCAAGAAUAAAUUUAAGCGGGAAGAAAAAGUCAAUGGAUGGAGAAUAGAUAAAGCAUUUAAAGAAAAAAGGCCCUUUGACUUCAGUUUUUUUACGAAACUCCUUGAGAAGGUCCUGGAAAAUGAGAGGAAGAAGAAAGAUAAAGAUGCUGCAAGUCAGCAACAAAAAGAAAAAAAUUCCAAUAAGAGAAAUUCCCCAAGAUCUCAGAAAAAGCGAAAAGAUAAAGUUGUAAAUGGACAGUCCAACCAUGGUCCGGAUGAACAUCAGGAUAGUAGAAGUUCUGACAUGGAAAUAGAAGUAGAUGCUGAAACAGCUGAAAAGGAGAAUGAAGAAUCUCCUAGCAUUUUGGAACAGGCAAAAGAGCAAACAGUUAUUGAAUCAGCAGUGACCAAAAAGAAAAGGAAAAGAAAGAAAAAAGAUUCUGAACAAGAGACAGACAAUCUUCUUGAAGAAAGAAAUAUUCCAACAGAAAUGAUGGAAGAAAAAAUGACUAAAAAGAAAAGGAAAAAUAUAUCGUCUAAUGAUGAGAUAAGUGGCAUUCGGGAAGUUGGUGAUGAACUGGAAGUCCCAAACAGAACAAUCCCUGAUGAAACUCUUAUCAUGGAUAAAGAAGAAUCAUCAUGCUGUAUCAGAGUAAAUGAAGAAGCGGGAAAAAACCAUAGUAAACCAGAACAAGAGGAUGUUUCAUCAGUUACUUCUGAGCACCAUGUUGAGCAGCAUUCGAUGUCUCAAAUGACUCCAAAAGAAAAUAUAGAAGAUUUUGAAAGGUCCACUGAAGUCCAGAAUGAAGUACCUAUAAGAGAUAAACUGGAUAAAAAUCAGAACGUGGCAUCACAAAAAUGUAGUGAAGAAAUCAUGGAAACAGAUAGGGCAAUUCCUGAAAAGCCCACACAGGAGGCGCAGCUGCAGAACUUUGAAUCAGACUUAAGAGGAGCAUCUGAAAAAAUAGAACCUGUAGCAUCUAACCCAUUAAUUGUUAAAGUUUCUUCUGAGUCACUUGUAGAAAAUAAAACUGCUUCCAUUUCUAGAUCUGCUACAGAGGAAACAUGCAAUGCAAGCAGUGACAUCAUAAAAGUAAUAGAAGAGAGUCAAAAAGCUUUUGUGGGAAAGAUGGAAGUGAGAGGUCGAUGGACGAAACCUAAACCUAAUAUUGGUAAAGUGUCUGGCAGAAAAGAAGCAUCUGCUCAAGGCGAACUCAAGAAGUCUGGAUCUGAUAGUGCAGGCGAGAAGGAAAUUGAGCAGAGUGAUGCACCCAGCAUCAUCACAGCUGAGAACACUGAAACACAUUGCCAGGGCUUGGAUGCAGAAUCUGCGAAUAAGAACCAAUCUACCUCACAAGAAAGUAUCAAGCAAACUGUUCUCAAACCUGCACCAUUAGCAAGGGGACGAUUUCAGAGACCAAAACCGAAUUUAGGAAGAGUUGCUAGAAGGCAAGAACUACCUGGAAGAAGCACUGAGGCGGAAAAAAAUCCAAGCAAAGCAGGGACUGAAUUAGCAAGUGAAGCAGUAAUCUCUGAAAAGACUGUGAUGCCAACUGAAUGUAAUGAUUGUCAACUUCUAAAUAAGAAUACCAUCGAUGCAACAGCUCAUGAAGCUGACACACCACAGUGUGAGGCAUUAGAAAAAAGAACAGUUGUCAGCCAUGAGAAAGUAGGUGGAGCACAUUCAAAUCAAUCUCCUGUGAAGAAGUCUGAAAGUUAUACACUACAAAAUGCCUCUUUGUCACUUGAUAUUACAAAGGAUGUGGUAAAUCCUGCCAGCAGAGAUUCCAGUCUUCAGGAAGAAAAAAAAGAUAAUACUGUUGAAAUAGAGCAUUCAUUGGAGAGUUUGCAAUCAAGAUGUAAGAAGAACUUAGAAAAUGCAUCAGACAGAGAGGAAUUGUUAAACACAGUACAACCCCAAUUGGAUACUGCAGAAAAGAGUGAAAGUGAAUGUAGUGUCACCUCUAAUCUAAGUGAAGCAGUAAAAUCUAAAACCUUAUCAACUUCAGAGGAAUGUACUACCAAUGCUCAAGAGGAGGUUGCAACAAAUGAAACCCAUUUGUCUCUCCAGAAUCUUCCAGGACUUAAGAAUGAUGCAUCAAAUGAGAUUUCACUGGAACCUGAUACCCAGAAAAAUGAAUUAGUUGGCAAACAGAGGUCACAGGAAGAAAGCAAGCAUAGUGAUACUCGAUCAAUACCAUUUCUCAGAGGCAGGUUCCAGAGACCCAAACCUAACAUAGGAGGAAUAAUUGGAAGGAAAGAAAAGAGAUCCCUGGAAGGAAGUGGAUUAACAACCACUGGAAAUCUGGAACUACAAAAAUCUGAACCUACCAAAACUCCAUCAACGACUCAGAUCAACGAUAAAAUUUUAUCUGAUGAAAAUUUGGAGAGUAGACUACAAAACUCCGAGAAAGUAAUUCAGAAAGACUCUCUAGUGCCUGGUACUUGUCAGAAUAGCUCCGAUCUACGUCUCAGAGAGAAAUCCAGUUUCCAAGGAGAUAAGUCAUCUACAAUCAAGCCUGCUCAGUUGGUAAGAGGGCGAUUCCAGAGAGCCAAAUUUAAUGUUGGAAGGACCAAUUGCAAAAAGGAAGUACCCGUGUCAGAAGAUAUUAGUGUUCCAAUUGUGGAAGAAGUAAAAGAGAUGGAAAUUAGCAAGAAAGAUGAUCCAUAUCUAAUUUCAGAGGAUGAAGUCAUUGUCCAGGCAUUCCCAGAUAAUCUAGAUAGAAAAGAAGGAUCAGAAGCUACUGAAAGCUCAUCAAAAAAAUGGAUUGAUCAGAAGAAACAUCCUUCUGAGAAAUCACUGGAAUGUGGUAUUCUGAAAAACCAAGAUGACGUUAAAAGAAAAAAUUUGGAUGCUCUUGGAAGUGAUACUUGUGACCCUCAAGAAAUAAAUCAUUCAGAAAACAAAAAUACAGCCCUGCCUGUGAUAGAUCAUCUGCAGAAGGUAAAGCCAAAUGUGGCACAAGUUCCUAAAAACACAGAAUCCUCCUUAGAAAGAGAACAUAGCAAAGGAGAUACGGGGAGAGAUGGAGAAUGUGAUACCUCAUAUGGCAGCAAAUUUGGAAAAACAACUCCGUUAAUGGGCAGCCCAGUACAUUGGAUGGAAUCUGCAUCAAUUUCUGAAUCAAGGAAAGAAAAAAAAUGUACAGAAAGCAUAGAAUUAGCUUCCUCAACAAGAAGUAGGCACUCUGGGAAACAUGGUUCGUCAGGCCAGCCUUCGGAGAACGAAACUCAAAUUAAAAAAGAAAUCCCUAAACCGCUUUCUGUCCAAGAGAAAGAAGUAGAAAACUUAAAAGGAAAGCAACCAGGAAGAACAUUAAAGCAGAGGAGCAAAAACUAUGAUUCAAAAACAUCUUCCACUUCUGAAUGUGAAAAUGACCAUGGUAGAAAAAUGAAGCACCAACAAAAAGUUAAACAACAUGUCAUCAAAGGCAGAAAUUUAAAACCAGCCCCUCGUAAAAAAUCAAGAAAUGGAAAUUCUAAAGUUAAUUUGGUAACCCUUAGAGCUUCUUCACAAGAGGAGGAGGAGGAUGAUGAGGAUGAACUUGAAUCAGAAUAUGAAGUUGAAUUUUUUUCACCAGAAGAAGUAAAUAAAGCUCCUGUGUUUGUUCCUAAAGGGCUUCGAUCUCCAAAUCCUGUUCCUAUGCACAUUGAAGAAACAAUGGAAGAGUUGGAGAUAUAUGAGAAUGUUGCAGAUGAGCCAUGUAUCUCUCAUGAUCUAAAUCUGUCUAUUCAGCCUGUGGUGCAAGAUGAUAGCAAAUUGUACAUCCCAGCAGUUGAUAUUACACAAGAAGAACAAACAAAAGGAACAGGAAUUAAUGAUGGAAGUACUGAAGCAGCCAUGACUUUACUUGCUAUGAGAGAUCCAGUGUUUCAGUUACGUACUGAUAUCCAAGGAAAUGAAGUACAAAUAGCAGUCCCUUCAGCAAAUGAACCUAUUCAUUCAAAUAAUACAAAUAAUACAGAAGGUAACAGCAGUAAACCAUAUUCUGAAGAAUGCUUGGAAGAAAAGACAGUUGUGUUACUUCCAGACUCUUCAAAAACUGCACUGGUUUCACCACAUGAGACAAAUAAAACUACCACAGAUUUGGAAAAAUCUUCACAGGAAACUAGAGUCUGCAGUACUGUAUCUUUAUGUAAAAGAAAUAAAAUACCCAGGCCAGCAAGAUACAGACUCCCAAAGCCUAAACCAAAUCUUAACAGUGGCUUGGUAUCUACCAGGAAUGUUUCUCAAAAACCUCUGAAUCUAGGUUCAAAUAUGGAAGAAUGUAAAGAAAUCCAAAACGUAACAGAUGACAAAUUGUCAGAAAAACAUAGAGAAGAGCAGAAAGUUGAAAUGAAUUUCCAAAUGGAUGAGCAGCUUGCUAAAAUCAGCACUAUUGGACAGUGUGAUGUACAUUCUGUAAGUGCUGGCCCCGUCAUGCAGGAAAAUAAUAUGGAAAGUGGAAACCCGAUACAAGAUAUUUGUGAAAUUUCAUAUGAUGUGACAUCUCCAAAAUGUUCUCAAGAAGCAGCAACUUGUUUAUCUGAACCACCAGAUAAUCUCAACAUACAGAGUAAUAUCCACACUUUUGGGUCUGCUGAACACCAGUUUUCUACAGCUGAAGUUGCACAAACUGAAGGAAACAAGAAUGCUAUCAUUUCAGCAAUGACAGAGAUGAGUGCAGUAAGAGAUGACAUUACAGAUUUCGUAGAUGCAGAGGAAGAGCCAGAGUUCAUUCUAACACUGGUGGAAAUCUCGCCUGAUUCUGUGGAAUGUAAUAGUGUCCCUGCUGUGCUUUCACAUGGUUCUGGGGAAUUGCUUCCUCCACCGAUACUUUUCACCUCAGAUAAUAUGGACUCAUUGGAACUGAGAAGAGAUGAAAGUGUUGGAUCAAUCCAAGCUGCAGUUGAAGAAAGUGCUGCUUCUGUCACGGACCCCACAGAGAGACAAUUGCAUCCAUCUUCAUCAGAACAAUUAGUAGAUUUGGGUUUGAACUCUUGGAAGAAUUGGAAAAAGUCUUCAAUAUCUAUAGAAGAAAGUAGUGUUUCUGAGAAGAUAAGACAUACUGUUCCUAUAGAAGAACACCUGGAAAGCUCUGAUAAGGGGACCUCUCUUACAUUACAGUAUAUAUCAAGAAAAGAUGCUGAGCUACAAGUGGAGGAAAAAGAGCAGCCUCAGUCUUCUCUGAAUGUAGGGACUGCAUUGCUUGGUGAAACAGAUAGUGAGGCUGAACUCAUGUCAAGAAUGCCUGGUGCAGGAAAAACAGAAACAAACAAAGAACAAAGACGCUGUGUAGCUUACAGUUCUGAACAAUCAGACCAAGUUAGAAAUACAGAAGCCCUUUCAAAAACAUCAUUACCCAGAUCGUUGGGAUUUCUACCUUUAAUCUGUAAAAUUAAUACUGAUGAAGAGGUAGCUGCUAAAGAAAACAACAAACCUCCCCAGAAAACCUGUACGUUGAUUUCUGAAAAUACCGCUGAAUGUCCAGCUUCAACUUCCAAAGACAACAAUACAGAGAUUCAGGAAUACAGUUCAUUACCAACAACCAUGCUGUCACCUUCAAAAUAUGAGAGUGGAAGCUGUUCUUCUGUUCAGGUUUUACCUGAGGAAGAGGUUUCUGCUAAGGAGCAAGAAAAAGAAGAGGCAAUAAGCAUUUCAGAAUAUUUCUUUAGUGAUAUUUUUAUGGAGGUGGAUGAUUCAGAAUAACCAUGAAGAUUAUGAGAUGCUUGGUUUCUAAUAAUCCCAGAAGCAAUGUAAUAUCUUAAUUAAACAAAUGAUUUAUGUUUAACAUAUUAAUAUUAAUAUAUUAAGAGGAAACUUGCUGAAUGAGAAAAAUAUUUUCUUUUAUUCUGAGCAGUCUGAUAUUUUUGAAACAUUGAUGAAAAAGUAUGUUAAAUGUUAAGAUGUACAUGAUCAGAAAAGCUCUGUUUUUGUUUGAAUUAUGUUACAUUUUUCUAAACAUGCAUAUUUAGAAAGAUUUAGAAAUGCAAUGAGGAAUAGCAGAAUGAUCAUAUGCCACUUCAAUACAAUAUUUAUGUAAAUAAUAUUUGCUUCUUUUUAUGAAGUAAAUCUUUAUGGAAAGGAGAAUAUUAUCUCUAAAAUAAACAAAUUCUGGACAUUUCAACGUAAUAAAUACGUUGUAGGUAAUGAAAAUUGAAGUCAACGUCUUUUUAUGUAUUUUUAUAAUGAAUAUAUGUGAAUUGUUUCAAAAAUAAUGUUUAAUGACUUUAAAUGUACAGACAUAAAUGUGAAAAAAUAUUUAAAUUGAAUGUACAGAAAGUUAAUUAUUCUGUGUUAAUUCUGUUCAUCCUGAAAAUACAUAACUUCCGUAAAUUUUAUUUAGUGCUAAAGUGCUAAAUUUAUGAAGCGAUGAGCUGCCAUUUUAAAACCCAAUUAUACCAGUGAAGAGAAUUAAAAUAAAAUGUAUGAGAGAGUAAGAGUUGCCCCAACAUUAUAAAUAUGGUUCUUUUCCGCUUUAUGUAAUUAAUUUUUUUGGGUUUUUUUUCUUAUUGCUCUAAGUUACUAGUUUAAUAACACAAGCUAUACACAUAUUCCAUUUCUCAUUGUUUUCCCCCCCUUUUUGAUCUGUAGUAUGAUUCGGACUGAAAAAAGGAAUCCUAUAAAAUAACUUUUAAAUUAGCUAUUGGAUCUUAAAUUCUAGUUGUUUUUUUCAGUGCAAUUAGUGAUUGGAAAAGAAUUUUUUCUCUAGAUAUUUCUUAAUCUAUGCAAUAUCUAUGAAAAUAAUUGUCUGCAUCUACCAUUGUUCAUGUGUACAAUUUUGAAUAAUUAAGCUAUUUCUAUUUCCUAGAUUUAUUCUGUGCAAAUAUUACUGUAGGCAGACAUUAAAUUAUUACUGGAUUUCAUAUGAAAGGUAUUAGCAUUUUUAAAAACUCAGACAUAGACAAUUGGUUGGAUCCAGACUUUUAAAAAAAUUACAGUAGACCCAUUUAAUUAUUAUUUGUCAUGACCAAAGAUCAGUUUAUUUCAGUGCCUCUUUUCUAAAGAUAUCCAAGUCAGUAUUCUAGUUAUUAGUAACAAACUCGGUACUCUAUGAGACUUAACAAUUCUAUAUUGAUUUGACUGAUCUGAAUUUUGGUUUCCUAUUUUAAUUUUGCAGUGUUGCAAGGAAAUUAAAUAAAACAAGAAUCUUACUUAUCAAAUGUACAUAUAGAUCUAAUAUUCAGUGAUAACAGUUAACCCAAAUAGUUCCACCAUAGAGCAGUGUGGGUUCAUAUUAAUACAUGGAAGAAUAUAUCUUCAAAAAUCCACCAUAAUCUGCUGUAAUAAUUUUAAAUUUCAACGAAAAAAGUGUAGCACAAAAAUCUUUAGAAACCAAGCUAUAAGGUGCCUUACUUUUCCUUGCUAAGUGGAAAGGACAAGAAGAUCCUGUUAAUAUUUAUUAUAAACUAUAGUAUGUUUUCUUGACAAUGUUUACAAAAUUCUUUAAAAUAUACAGGUUCCUUCAUAGCAAAAUCAAUAUAUUUACUGAUGACAGAAAGACAAAUAACCUUGGUUAAUUGGUAGAACAUCUUAUUUUAAAUUAAUAUGCAAAAAGGGUUCCUUUUGUGAAAAGUUUGAUACAUAUUUUCAGUGGUAUGUAAUGUUCAUGCGAAAGCUUUCUGUUUCAAAGAAAGCAGACAUAUUAUGUAUGUAAAUUAUGUGAAUAAAUUUUUAUAUGAAUUUUA